Misgurnus anguillicaudatus (oriental weatherfish) is the source of this 2295-nucleotide messenger RNA. Lineage: Eukaryota; Metazoa; Chordata; Actinopteri; Cypriniformes; Cobitidae. The record is from RefSeq and is a predicted model, not a curated record.
UGUUUGUGUUCAGUAUGUUGCAAUGGGGACCGCUGCAAUGAUUUUCGACCUGAACUCUGUGAGCCUGGCUUUGGUUCUGGGUUUGAUCUUUCUGGUUCUGUUUGAGAUGAUGAGGAUUCAUUUCACCAAAGCCCGAAAUCCGCCUGGACCCACACCUUUCCCUUUUGUGGGAACUGUACCAUAUUUUAUAAAGGAUCCAAUGGGAUCCGUCAGAUCAAUCAGCCAGUUUGGAGAAUUGUCCACUAUUUACCUGGGAAGAAAACCAGCAAUAAUCCUGAACACACUGGAGAUCAACAAGGAAGCCCUGGUGCAAGAAGGUUCAUCUUUUUCUGGAAGACCAGUUAUACCUGUUAUAGAAUGGAUAACUAAAGGACUCGGUAUUGUGAUGGUGACGUACGGUCACACCUGGAGACAGCAGAGAAGGUUUGCUCUCCACACGUUUAGAAACUUCGGCCUGGGAAAGAAAUCUGUAGAAGAGCGUGUGUUAGAUGAAGGCCAUUACCUGGUUACUGAGAUGCUCAAAGAUGAAGGUACCGCAUUUGACCCACAGCACGCCUUACAGAAUGCAGUUUCCAAUAUAAUCUGUUCCAUCAUAUUUGGAGAUCGCUUUGAAUAUGAUAACAAACGCUUUGCAUACCUUCUGAAAAUCCUCAAUGAGAACUUUAUGCUGACAGGGUCACCUGUGGGACAGAUCUUCAACUUGGUUCCUUUCAUCAAACACUUCCCUGGACCUCACCAAAAGAUCAAUCAGAAUGCCACUGAGUUACUGGAUUUCAUCCGUGAAGAAGUUAAAGAACACAAACAAACUUUGGAUCCAGAAAACCCUCGAGACUUCAUUGAUGCCUAUAUGUUAGAGAUUGAGAAACAAAAAUCACACGAGGACUCAACGUUUCAUGAGGAGAACAUGGUUAUGUCAGCAGCCGACCUCUUCUUGGCUGGAACCGACACAACGUCCACCACCAUUAGAUGGGGACUCAUUUUCUUGAUGGACAACCCAGAUGUACAAGAGCGAUGUCAUAAGGAGAUUGUUCAGGUGUUGGGUUAUGAUCGUCUGCCCAAAAUGGAUGACCGCGACAAACUUCCAUACACAUACGCCACUGUUCAUGAGAUUCAGCGCUGUGCCAACAUUGUUCCUUUUGGUGUAGUUCAUGAAACCACACAGCCAACCAAACUAAGAGGAUAUGACAUUCCCAAGGGAACUAUGAUCAUGACAAACUUAACAGCAAUUUUCAGAAAUAAGGAGCACUGGAAAUAUCCGGACACUUUCUGUCCAGAAAAUUUCUUAGAUGAGAACGGACAUUUCUACAAACCUGAGGCGUUCAUCGCUUUUUCAAUGGGUCCAAGGGUUUGUCUUGGAGAGACCCUGGCAAGGACAGAGCUUUUCCUUUACAUUGUGUCUCUACUACAGCGGAUUCAUUUCUCCUGGCCAUCGAACUCACAGCAUCCAGACAUGGAUGGUAUCCUGGGUCUGGUGAGAUACCCUGAGCACUUUAAAAUCAUCUGUCAUAGCCGAGAUGCCAAAGACGGACCAUCAGUGACCCGACCAAACACGCCAAAAGAAAGAAAAGAACACUGAAAUCUGUCUGCAUCCACAUUCAGAAUAAAAGCUCCUGCUCAGAAUCUACAGAUACAUUUUCUGAAGAUUGUUGAGGUCCUGGAUUAAUGUAUUGACUAUUUUUUCCUAAGCAUCCUUUGAUUUCCUCCCCCAAUGACAAUUGCUCACCAUCUCCCCUCAUUUUUAGGAAACCGAAACAUUUUUAUUUCCGACAGGUCUUUGUACCAAAGGUCAGUUUAGCCACAUGGAUAAAACAAACACAGACCAGAAGUUACAGUUUUUACCAAUUGCUUACACACGUUUUUAAAACUAAGUCUCCUUUUUUUCAAAACUCUACACACAAUUCUCAAAACUGCAAACACAAAAUGCAAAGUAGCUCACAUCUCCUUCAAAAUGCAACACUGCAUUCAAAAUGCCAAAAACACGUCAGAAUAAAGCAUUUGUAUCAAAUGGCAAACACUUCUUUCAUAAUAAUACAUUUUUGAAUAUACCAGGUAAACACUGCUGUUCUAAAUCUAAAGCUCUUUGGUCUUUCAUAGGCUUAUAUCUACAUUUCAAUACAAUGUUCUACAUUGAAAGUAAUCUGCUGAGAGGGGUAACAAGUACACUGAAAACGCAAAUGCAAUGUAGAAACAGAAAAUAUUUAUUAGUUCAAACAUUACUGUUGUAUACAUUAGCAUACAACAAAACUAUAAACAUGUAAACCAAUAGUAUAUUUUUUUACAGUAGAAUACAGUAAA